CACUGAACAAUAUCGUCGCACUGGACUCGUACACUUUCAUGUGAGUGCUCGCGUGUAGUAGAAGAAGAAAAAUAAUAAUAACAGUAGACAUACAACUCAUCUACUACCUACCUGUCUACUAUCCAAUACUUUACGAAAAACAAAUUGGUUUGAAAAGCGAAAUAAAAUAAAGAUAAAACACGCCAUCGUGUUGCUGUGAAAAUUUAAAAGCAGUGAAAACUGAAAAGACCAGCCCCACCUCGAGGGUCGUCAGAAUAGCGUUAUCUUUUCGCCAGCAAUAGUGCUCGGUUCUACUGCAUCAGCAUACAUCACCCUACCCUCUGCUUGCCUGGCACCCCCACCCAAGUUUGUCGUUCGGUCGCUAACAGUCGUUGCUGUUGUCUUGUCACUCACAGCAGCAUAACAAUUAACAAAUGUGUUCUAUUAAAACUACAUAAGGAUAUUUUUAUUUAUUUCCUUCUCCGUAACACAAUUAAUAUUCAUAACUACAUAUACCUAUACUACAUGUGUGUCGAUAAUGUGUAAGUGCCGCAAAAUCCGUUCCGAAGGAGAACUAAAAAUAAAAACUUCCUAAAAGCUAGUGUUACAUAAAUGCGACUAACUCUAGUGCUACUGCUGCUUCUGCAGAGGUGUGACAUAUUUUGUGGAAUUGUAUUUGAUGGACCAAGGAAAAAUAGUAAAUACUAUAUCAACAACACACACGACAACCCUAUAUAUCUACUAUAGCAGGGCACACAUAGAUAUACACUCAUGCAUACAUGCAUAUGUAUGUUCAACAGAGAACUUUUCGCAGCACAUGCAAGGAAGAAAUAUUGAUUUUUAAGCGCACAGUAGUGAAAUUGAAUAUGGAUCCAAAACAAUAAUUGCUGUCAGUUGUUGCACACUCGCCUUUCGGAAGUUGGAACAACGAUAUAUACUCAGUAGCAAGGACAACCUAUUAUGGACAGCAGAGGUGGACGAAUUAGUCUACUGCAAAGGUGCUAUUAUAUUAGAAGCUGCUUCUGUCUCUCCUGAAUAUAAAAAAAUAUUAAACGCUAUAACCUGGAAUAGGGGAGAACAAUUUGUAGCCAGAUCUUGUUAUGUUUUCUCCGCGUAUGCGUCCGAACUUUAUCGUUUAUCCUUUAUCACUUGGUGAUGAGUCUAAUGCUUCUUUGUUUCACCUACUAAAGAUAUUUUCCUUGGAACUCCUAAUGACCUGUUUGCAUGUAAAAUUGUUAAAGCAAAUGAUUAACGUUAAGCAACAUGCUCCCGGACCGGUAUCGACGUGUGGAAACUGAAGGAUCUGCCGUGAACGAAUGUAAUGCAAAUAUUCCGCCAGUUAUCACAACUGUGAAUGGCAUUGUGACGAAGACUACAACGACCAGUGGUUCUUUUAGGGAAGUCAACAAUGAGACAAUCUGCGCUGAUGAUUCGCCAAGAAAGAGCAAGGAUGGCGACAACAUUAUUACAAUCACAACAACGAGCAUAAACAAUUACGCAAAAAAUCCAGACCUACACCGUGAGUUAACAAAAACGCCUUCCCAGACGACGAAGAGUCUGAGUUCAUUCAAUAAAAAAGUGUCACCCGAUAACGAUCUUGAAGGCAGCUCCUCUUUACGAAAAAGCAUUGUGAAUACAAGCAGUGCAACAGCGAGUAGUGGGUUGAUCCCAGUCUCAACAUCGAGUAUUUGGAACUUGUCACACCUGGUAUCGUUUCAAGAUAACAUUGCUCUUGUUCACCACCGCAAAGGCAGGAGAUUACAUGGACUGCAGACGCCGCUGCAUCCGCUGCAGUUAUUCGGAUGGUCGGUCCUGCUACUGUUUGGGUUAGCGGCGUAUUGGAUCCUGGUUCCGUCCUUCACCACAGAGAUCCAAGGACCAUUGUAUGGCCUAUUUACUGGACUGUAUCUCGUGCACAUAGUGUCUCAUUUGGCCGCUUUACUUAUUGACCCGGCUGACCGAGAGCUUCGACGCAUACAUCGAACAGACCGCAUUGUCCCUGAAUUUGACCGCUCGAAACACGCACAUGUUAUUGAAAACGGUCGGUGUCAUUUGUGUAACAUCCGAACCUCUUCCGCGCGCACUAAGCACUGCUCUGUUUGCAACAAAUGUAUUGGUAAAUUUGACCACCACUGUAAGUGGUUGAACCAUUGUAUCGGCUCACGUAACUAUGUAGCUUUCCUGAUGUGCGUCGUAAGUGCUGUUUGUGCUGCCCUGGUCAUUUUGUUGGCGGUAAUAGCGCAGAUUUGCUUCUAUUUUUUGCGUCCAGAAUGGCUCAGUUUUUGGUACGAGAGUGGUCCCACCACAACGGCGAUACUGGACAGCGAAGGUGGUAGCAGCUUGGAUCUGUACGAUCUUAAUAUUACUAGCGAAAGCGUCAGUUUCAAUGACAUCUCGGGCAACUUUACCAACACCAUCAUUGAAGUGUCAGGCUCUUUCAACAACUCCAUCCUGACUUCGGUGCUCCAAAAUCUGACUACAAUUGCUGGGGACCAAUACAAUGAAACUUUAAGUGCAGAUAGCACCCCCUUUGUCUCUUUGGGUACUGACGAUAACACCAGAAUUGUUCUUUCUAAAACCAACUCGAGUGGGGUCAAUUCCUCUUUGGAGUCGUCUGUAGUGUCAUUUGCCGGCAUAGCAGUGAGUCAACAAAUCUUUUUGGUUUUGCUGGGCCUUCUCGGACUAUUGGCAGCGAUUACUGCAGGGUUACUGCUACAUUUAUGUUUCUUUCACAUAUAUAUAUCGUUUCUGGGCUUGACCACUUACGAAUACAUACGUAACCAUCGACUAGCUCAGGAGGCUAAAAAUAAGCAAGUACCCAAGACUGGCGAGGACUCGCCGAAUAACCCCAAUGACCAUCCGUCCAAAAAGACUAAAGAUUGUGGCAAAUUUUAUGUAUGCUCGACGCUGGUGCAUCCAAAUGAUCUGGGAACAGAAGGUUCCAAGCCGAAUGUGUCGCGUACUUUUGAAGAUAAUACACAUUUUAGUUUACAUUGCUGUGCCAAUUCGAGGGAGUAUCAUCAGACUGCAUUAAACACAUAUUAUAUGUGCUCCUUGUUGGAGGAGAAAAAUAUAAGACCGCCACUCACUAUAGCCCACAUCUCUUCGGGCAUAGACAAUGAAGCAGAUGCCCCCGACCGAACUGAUAUGUCCAGAGCAUUCCAUUGCUGCUCAGCGUUCAAGGCUUCCACAUCGCAGAGGCGAGUAAGCGCGGCCACUUCAAAGGCGACCCUUGUUACCAAUCUCGAAAAUCUUGCUGCGAUGAACAGUCGUAGCCGCAGCUACGUUCAAUACACUGAGCAGUGCACCUUUUGCACAUUUCAGUUACGCAGCCCCAUCGCCGUAAAGAGGGAUGUCAAAUUAACCGCGAACAAGAGUCUGUCGCUUAAUUUUCAUAGGAAUGUAAAUCCGAACCAAAUAUCUCGAAGUGCGUCCGCUAAAUCACAGACGUCAACAUCGACGACCCAAAAAAGAUGUUGCAUGCAAACAAUAUCUAAACAUCAACGAUGGCGCAGAAAAUGGAACUGCUGCUCAUCAGUGCCUGACAGCCCCGAUAUUCCCAAUGAUAUUACAGCAGAACUGACAAUGAAACAUAACCAAGAAAUGGCAGCGAAAUUUGGGCGCAAGGCCACGGAAGCCAUUGGAAAACCUGCAAGAGCCGAAAUGCCAAAUUGGAAAGAAAAGUUAGGCGGCGGGGUGAAGUCAGAUGAGAAAAGCUCACAAGGUCAGCUGCAAAUCGCCAGGACGUGGCCCGUCAUGCGUUUUCGGCACGUGAUGCGUGCUCUUAAUCGCUACAGACGUCCACGUUGCAGGCAACCGCAUACAAAUGACAUCCAAGAAUUGCAUUUGAAGCAAAACCAGGUUAGGCCGAUUCCUUUGCCUUUGGACACCAACAGUUCCGGUAUAAGCGAUUCCGACAGUAGCUCCACAUUCCCACCUUUAUCCGAGACCACAUCGUCAUCCACGAUUUCAGCCAAUCAAUCCAACUUUAACGAUUGCGCCUACACUGCGAUUUCUACACAAACGUCGGCAACUUACAAGACAUCCUUGCUGCCUACAUCGAUCAUACGAGACGACACCUCUAUGACCUAUAGCUCAGCACCUGUCGGAAUAAUACUGCCGCCAGCAUUACCUCCGCCAACCAGAAGAAAGAUACCAAACAACGCCGAUCUUGAAGAAUUGGUAGAGACCUUAGCCUUUGCUUCCUACAGUGCGUCCACAGGGCCCAGUUUAUCGUAUUCACCCGUCCAACGACUACCUUCAACAAACGGCAUCUAUCGACGUCACAGACGCAAACACUUUCUGCUUACUAGAUCGCCAACCCUUUCGCCAAUACAUGAAUCCGGCCUCUCGAAUCCAACCUCGCCUCAACCGUGUCGACAUGCAGUUACCCAAUGCUCAGCUGCAACCCUUGUUGCGAACAAUAUUUGCGGUACCAGGGCUUUGAUGACCAACAACGCUUCAAGCAGUUCCGUAAACAGUGACAACCUAUCUACGACAUCCAGCAGCAGUAACUCGGGCUAGAGUUGCAAUGUACCAACCAAAUCUAAAAGUAGCAUAACAUUUUUGCAGCUGUUUUUCUGCAUUUAUGUACAUAGAUACGUAAUUUCUUCUAUCACUAUCAAUCUCAAAUCAAAUAAAAUUAUUUUUGUCAAUCGAACAUAA
Stomoxys calcitrans (stable fly) is the source of this 4644-nucleotide messenger RNA. RefSeq lists its product as uncharacterized. Bases 1243 to 4503 code for a protein of 1086 amino acids. Gene Ontology annotation, biological process: peptidyl-L-cysteine S-palmitoylation; protein targeting to membrane. Lineage: Eukaryota; Metazoa; Arthropoda; Insecta; Diptera; Muscidae. The record is from RefSeq and is a predicted model, not a curated record. Gene Ontology annotation, cellular component: Golgi apparatus; endoplasmic reticulum. Gene Ontology annotation, molecular function: protein-cysteine S-palmitoyltransferase activity. The transcript is spliced from 2 exons.